Messenger RNA from Xiphophorus couchianus (Monterrey platyfish), 4278 nucleotides. RefSeq names its product eph receptor B2b (gene ephb2b). Gene Ontology annotation, cellular component: dendrite; plasma membrane. The transcript has 16 exons. The record is from RefSeq and is a predicted model, not a curated record. Gene Ontology annotation, molecular function: protein binding; transmembrane-ephrin receptor activity; ATP binding. The coding region runs from base 130 to 3099 and encodes 989 amino acids. NCBI's taxonomy places the organism in Eukaryota, Metazoa, Chordata, Actinopteri, Cyprinodontiformes, Poeciliidae. Gene Ontology annotation, biological process: axon guidance; protein phosphorylation; ephrin receptor signaling pathway.
UCGUUUUUGCGUUGCUAUCUGGGAGCGCUCAAUUGCAGGAGAAGGACCGUCAGUCCCCUCUCUGUGUUUGCUGUCAAUGGCUUUCUGGACUUAUUUUAUUUGAAUGUCUGGGCUUUUUCAACACCAAUAAUGGAUAUUCUAUGGAUAUUAUGGAGCAUACCGGCCGUGAUAGCUGUUGAAGAGAUGCUCAUGGAUUCCACUACAGCCACGGCGGAGCUUGGCUGGACGGUCUAUCCUGUGUCGGGGUCAAGUGACAAUAGUUGGGAGGAGGUGAGCGGCUACGAUGAACACAUGAACACCAUCAGGACGUACCAAGUCUGUAAUGUCUUCGAUAGCAAUCAGAACAACUGGGUACGGACAAAAUACAUCAGACGUCGUGGUGCACAGCGGAUCCAUGUGGAGAUGAAAUUCUCUGUUAGGGACUGCAGUAGCAUCCCGAAUGUCCCAGGCUCCUGUAAAGAAACGUUUAAUCUAUAUUACUAUGAAUCAGAUUCUGACACAGCCACCAGAACAUCCCCAGCAUGGAUGGAAAACCCCUGGAUCAAGGUUGACACCAUUGCGGCAGAUGAGAGCUUCUCCCAGGUGGACCUUGGAGGAAGAGUGAUGAAGAUUAAUACGGAGGUGCGAAGCUUUGGCCCUGUGUCGAAAAACGGCUUUUACUUGGCCUUUCAGGACUACGGCGGCUGCAUGUCACUCAUCGCAGUCCGGGUUUUCUACAGAAAGUGUCCUCGAAUCAUCACUAAUGGGGCACUGUUCCAGGAGACUCUGUCUGGAGCAGAGAGCACCUCACUGGUGGCUGCUAGGGGUGUUUGCAUCCCUAACGCAGAAGAGGUGGAUGUUCCCAUAAAGCUUUACUGCAAUGGUGAUGGAGAAUGGAUGGUACCCAUUGGGCGCUGUAUGUGCAAAGCCGGGAAUGAGGCUGUGGAAAAUGGAACCGUUUGUAGAGCUUGUCCAUCAGGAUUUUUCAAGCCUACUCAAGGCGAUGAGUCCUGUAUGCAGUGUCCCAUCAACAGCCGUACCACAAGUGAGGGGGCCAUCAACUGCAUUUGUCGCAAUGGAUACUAUCGUACUGACUCUGAUCCUCUGCAGAUGCCAUGCACAACUGUCCCCUCAGCUCCACAGACUGUGAUCUCAAGUGUGAAUGAAACCUCUGUGAUGCUGGAGUGGAUGCCACCUCGAGACUCUGGAGGUCGUGAGGAUGUAGUCUACAACAUCAUCUGCAAGAGCUGUGGCGGAGGCCGCGGAGGGUGCACUCGGUGUGGGGACAAUGUUCAGUUUUUACCCCGUCAGCUUGGCCUGACAAAAAGUCGGGUGUACAUUAGUGACCUGUUGGCCCACACGCAGUAUACGUUUGAGGUGCAGGCUGUCAACGGAGUGUCAGAUCAGAGCCCCUACUCUCCUCAGUACGCCUCAGUCAACAUUACCACUAACCAGGCUGCUCCAUCUACUGUGUCUAUAAUGCACCAGGUCAGCCGUACUGUGGACAGCAUCACCCUCUCCUGGUCUCAGCCAGAUCAGCCAAAUGGUGUCAUCUUGGACUAUGAACUACAGUAUUAUGAAAAGGAUCAAUCAGAAUAUAACUCUACCACCAUCAGAAGCCAGACCAACACUGCAGUCAUCCGUGGCCUCAAGUCUGGGAGCAUCUAUGUUUUCCAGGUCCGGGCCCGCACUGUAGCUGGGUUUGGACGCUACAGUGGCAAACUGUACUUCCAGACCAUGACGGAGGAGGAAUACAACACAAGCAUUCAGGAGAAACUUCCACUCAUCAUUGGCUCAGCAGCUGCUGGUUUGGUUUUCCUCAUUGCUCUGGUUGUCAUCAUCAUCGUUUGUAACCGGAGGCGUGGCUUUGACAGGGGUGAUUCAGAAUACACAGACAAACUGCAGCAUUACACCAGCGGCCACAUGUCUCCAGGAAUGAAGAUUUACAUUGAUCCAUUCACGUAUGAGGACCCAAAUGAGGCAGUGAGGGAGUUUGCCAAGGAGAUUGAUAUAUCCUGUGUGAAGAUUGAACAAGUCAUUGGUGCAGGGGAGUUUGGGGAAGUGUGCAGCGGCAACUUAAAGCUCCCGGGAAAAAGAGAGAUGUUUGUGGCCAUAAAGACCCUGAAGUCUGGCUAUACCGAAAAGCAACGGAGAGACUUCCUGAGCGAGGCCAGCAUCAUGGGUCAGUUUGACCAUCCUAACGUCAUUCAUCUUGAAGGAGUGGUCACCAAGAGCAGUCCUGUAAUGAUCAUCACUGAAUUCAUGGAGAAUGGAUCCCUUGAUACCUUCCUGAGACAAAACGAUGGGCAGUUCACUGUGAUCCAGCUUGUUGGUAUGCUACGUGGCAUUGCUUCGGGCAUGAAGUACCUUGCUGACAUGAAUUAUGUGCAUCGUGACCUCGCUGCUCGGAACAUCCUGGUCAACAGCAACCUUGUGUGCAAAGUGUCAGACUUCGGUCUCUCACGCUUCUUGGAGGACGAUACAUCAGAUCCUACGUACACAAGCGCUCUGGGAGGGAAGAUCCCUAUCCGAUGGACUGCUCCCGAAGCAAUCCAAUACAGGAAGUUCACCUCAGCUAGCGAUGUGUGGAGCUACGGGAUUGUCAUGUGGGAAGUAAUGUCUUAUGGAGAGAGACCUUACUGGGACAUGACCAAUCAAGAUGUCAUUAAUGCUAUAGAGCAGGACUACCGGCUGCCCCCGCCGAUGGACUGUCCCAACGCGCUGCACCAGCUCAUGUUGGACUGCUGGCAAAAGGACCGUAACAACCGUCCCAAGUUUAGCCAGAUUGUUAACAACCUCGACAAGAUGAUCCGUAAUCCGAACACACUGAAAGCUAUGACUCCUUUAUCUUCAGGGGUCCAUCUCCCUCUCCUGGACCGCAGCAUCCCAGACUUCUCCACCUUCAGCACUGUGGAUGAGUGGCUGGAUGCCAUCAAAAUGGGCCAGUACAAAGAAAACUUUGCCAAUUCUGACUUUUCUACAUUUGAUGUGGUGUCUCAGAUGACCAUGGAUGACAUCUUGAGGAUUGGUGUGACUUUAGCAGGCCAUCAAAAGAAGAUCCUGAAUAGCGUCCAGAUGAUGCGUGCACAGAUGAACCAGAUUCAGUCAGUGGAGGUUUGACCCUCCUGAGAGGAGGAGACGGGGGCAAAAGGUGUUGGGAGACAGGGCUCUGGACGUGGAGAAUGGAGUGGAUUUUCUUUUUUCCUGUGUGGCAUUGUGUCUGGUCUUCCCACCAGGCUGCUAUCAAGCCCCACGUUCCCCUCUCCUGUUCCCUCUCUCCUCCUCCUCUCCCUCCUUCCUGGCUCUCACUCCAUGCUUGGGAUAAGUUGUGGAGAGCUGUGAUGCUGCAAGUCAAAGUGCUGAAGAAUCCAGGAGGCCCACAGCCAAACCCACCAUUAGAGCCAGAAACACGGGAGGUUAGAAGUGACCAGCAAAUCAGUUUUCAAUCUUCCACCAGUUUUAUUUGUUUCAACAUUUAUUACCCCCCUUUUUUUGUUAAUUCUUCUAAUUUUGUAAAGAUUCUUUUUAAAGAAAAGAAAAAAAUACUGAUAUGGAAAGGAGUUUAUCUAAAUUUAUAGAUGAUAUGAGAUUGUACACUAGAGAACUGAGUAGGAAAGCUACCCUUUAAAAGGGCAACAAAAGAAACAAAGGAAGAGUUGAGGAAAGGAUCUUCAACAAAGUGUGGAAAUUGUCUUUUGUUUUAAAUUGUGGACCGCAUGUGGAAGCGCAGUGUUCUUCUCUGUGGCCUUUUGGAGGACAAAGGGGAACUUGACAUGCACGCCCAACUGGUACCACAGGUAAAUAAAAAAUGAAAAAAAAGAAAAGAAAUGCAAACCAUGAAAUGGACAACUUGUGGCAUAGACUGAUGUUAAAACCACAAUCAGUGAAAUGGACAAAUCUUGCAGUGAAAUCAGCUCAACAGAAAAUGGGAAAAACUUUUCUCUCACUGAGAGAAAUUUUUAAUGUUGAUAUUUUGUAUUGAAGAAUUCCUCUUACCAUGCUUCCUCUAACUAAAGACUAGUUUAUUUUUUUCACAGUGAAAUAUUCACAGUCUGCCAAAUAGAACUCUUCCCCUUCACACUCUAGUCAUGAUCCUGUGCUGUACAUAUCAGAUGCACUUGACCUGCCAUAACAUGAUGACUCAGAGAUAGUUAUUCUAGGCGAUUAGUUCAAGAGCUGAAGAAACGACUACAGGUACUACAGGGAGGAUUUAAGUAGUUGUUGCCUCUAGCUGCAUCGUUUAAGCUUGUGCAAAAACUAGCAAAACUGACUUCCAGCAGAGAUUCUUAGAAAAAGAUU